CCUCCCUCCUCCACUACGCCAGCAGCGGGGUGUCUUCUCUGUGUGUGUGUAUACUUGCUGGUGAUGAGAGCCACUUCAGAGGCAGUCACCUGCUGACAGUUCUUGGUACACAACACUGUUCCCUCCCUACCCCGACCAGCAGUGGGUCUCUGGAUGAGUCGGUCGCUUACGGCUCGUAGUGCGAACGACGGUCUCCCGUUCUCGGUUAUGUACGAUUCGUCCCGACCCAUGUUGUGCCCCCCUGGAGGAGGUCGUCUGAGCUCCUCUACCCCUAGGGGAACCUUCCCCUGUUGAAGACCACGUGUGACACCCACCUGCUGUAGCCCCGAGAUGAGCAAGACUGAUAUUAAACGUAAACUGGAGGAGGAGGAGGAGGGAGAGGGAAGUGACAGUGAGGAGGAGUGGAUAGGGCCCAGACCUGACGAGGCGACGGCCCCAGAGCCUAAGGCAAAGAAAGUCAAAGUGCUGGAGCAUGAGCAGAUGUAUCUCGACUACUUACCUUGUGCCGAGUACUAUGAGAAGAGUUACAUGCAUCGGGACACUGUCACUCAUGUUGUGGUUACCAAAACUGACUUCAUUAUCACGGGAAGCUGUGAUGGUAACAUAAAAUUUUGGAAGAAACAGGAAGAAGGCGUGGAAUUUGUUAAGCAUUUUCGUGCUCAUUUAGGGAAUGUACAGCAUCUUGCCACCAACACUGCAGGCACCAGACUUGUUUCUAUAUCACAUGACAAGUCACUGAAAGUCUUCGAUGUGGAAAAUUUUGAUAUGAUUAACAUGAUCAAGCUGAGUUUCAUCCCAAAUACGAGUGAAUGGAUCCACCCGCUGUCGGACCCCCAACACUCCCUUGCUGUGUCGGAUUCUGCAAAUCCUUUGAUAUAUAUCUUUGAUGGCCAUGGCACGAAUGUUCCUCUGCAUGUUUUGGAUUCAAUCCAUACCAAACCAGUUACAAUUAUCAAGUAUAAUCCAGUGUUUGAUGUCGUUGUCUCUGCUGAUGAAGUUGGCAUGAUUGAGUAUUGGUGUGGGACCAAGAACGAGUUCCAGACACCAACUUGUGUUAACUUCACGUCCAAACUAGAUACAGACCUGUUUGAGUUUGUCAAGCACAAGACAUUUCCCAGAUGUAUGGCCAUCUCGCCAAAUGGACUACAAUUUGCCACCAUUGGUGCUGAUAAAAAAGUACGUGUGUUUAAAUUCCUCACUGGAAAACUCUCUCGUGUUUUUGAUGAAAGCCUCCAACACUAUACAGAACUGCAACAGCGUAAGCAACAGAUACCAAACAUGGAAUUUGGGAGAAGGUUAGCAGUGGAACGCGAUGUAGAGAAAGGUGGAGCUCUUGCAGUAUGCAACUUAGUGUACGAUGAAAGUGGUUACUUCCUUCUGUAUGCCACAAUGCUUGGAGUCAAAAUUGUGAACCUUUAUAAUAAUCGAUUAGUUAGAACAAUUGGCAAACCUGAAAACUUACGACUGUUGAAUCUGGCUCUCUUCCAGGGUAAGGUGAAGAAAAAUAAGGGUGCUCUAACAAUGGAGAUGGAGGCUUCAGAGAAUCCAGCACUAGACGCUGCACAAGUUGAUCCCACACUUGUAGCUACAGCUUUCCGUAAAAAUCGUUUUUAUCUCUUCACACGUCGUGAUGCUACAGACACUAAAAGUGUUGACACUGACCGUGACGUUUUUAAUGAAAAACCAUCAAAGGAAGAUAUAAUUGCUGCAACUGAACAAGGAGGUGGUCAGAGACUAUAUGAAACUGCAGUGCUCCAUACAUCUCUUGGAGAUAUCACUCUUAAACUUUUCCCAAAGGAAUGCCCCAAAACUGUAGAAAAUUUCUGUGUACAUGCAAAAAAUGGUUAUUACAAUGGGCAUCUGUUCCACCGUGUCAUCAAACAAUUCAUGAUUCAGACUGGCGAUCCAUUAGGAACGGGUGUUGGUGGUGAGAGCAUAUGGGGAGGAGAAUUUGAAGAUGAAUUUCAUCCAUCCCUGCGUCAUGACCGCCCAUAUACUCUUAGCAUGGCCAAUGCAGGACCAAAUACCAAUGGAUCGCAGUUCUUCAUAACGGUUAUUCCUACACCAUGGUUGGAUACCAAGCACACUGUAUUUGGCCGCGUGAUCAGAGGCAUGGAAGUAGUUCAAAAUAUUUCUAACGUGAAGUGCAAUCCCAAGACGGACAAGCCUUAUGAUGACAUAACUAUAUUAUCCAUAUCAGUCAAAUAAAUAACACCUGUAUAGCAUGUACCUAUAAUGUCACUUGUGUAUAAAUUAAUAGUUAAGAAAUGAAUUGAACUUUCUUAGAUUUUCAGGUUCCAUGAUUAAAUUUGAGUAAAGUAUGGGUUCUUUUAAGAGAAUUUAGUGCAAAAAAAUAUUAAGAAGAAAAUUGUGUUCUUUGUGACAAAUCAUUUAUUCAUUUAUUAUGAGUUGUUAAAAUAUUUCUUUCUAUAAUCUUUUAAGAUUAUAGAAGUAGUAUUUAAAGUAGCCAGAAGUAUGAAGAAUUUUGUCUUAAUUUUUUUUUUUUAAUUACUAUACAUUGCAUGUAGGCCUUUCAAUAGACAUUGUGGCAUUACUGGUGAAAUGAAAAUACAAUAGCUGAUGAACAGCAUGAAGUUGUUUACUCUGCACUUAGUCUUAUGAAGCAAUGAGAUGGUGCUGUGGAUGACUUGCUGGAGUGUACUGGUUUUGGUUCUGUAAUUCUAUGCAGCGUGUCAGAUAUGCUGCAUGAAUGCGUAUAAUUGAUUUCAUGUCAUUAAUCUUCUUUUUCCAUGUUGCACCCAUUUUUCCCCAGGCUAGUGCCCCCCCCCCCCUCUCCAUGAAAAUUGGGUAAUUAUAAUGGUGAUAAAAUGGGUUGACUUGAAAAAAGGUUUUAAGUUAAAAAUAUUAGUUGGUGACCAAUAUUUUUUUUAAUCCAAUCAUUUUAUACAUGUUGUAUUGUAAUUUAUUUGUAAUUAUAUUACAUUUUUUACUCUCGC
Messenger RNA from Procambarus clarkii (red swamp crayfish), 2957 nucleotides. Its product is annotated as peptidylprolyl isomerase domain and WD repeat-containing protein 1. NCBI's taxonomy places the organism in Eukaryota, Metazoa, Arthropoda, Malacostraca, Decapoda, Cambaridae. Gene Ontology annotation, molecular function: protein binding; peptidyl-prolyl cis-trans isomerase activity. Gene Ontology annotation, biological process: protein peptidyl-prolyl isomerization. The record is from RefSeq and is a predicted model, not a curated record.